This is a messenger RNA of Quercus lobata, 681 nucleotides long. RefSeq lists its product as uncharacterized. The transcript has a single exon. The record is from RefSeq and is a predicted model, not a curated record. The coding region runs from base 1 to 681 and encodes 226 amino acids. NCBI's taxonomy places the organism in Eukaryota, Viridiplantae, Streptophyta, Magnoliopsida, Fagales, Fagaceae.
AUGGACCCUAUUGAGCAUGUUAGCCAUUUUAAUCAAAAGAUGGCUAUAUAUUCCAAGAAUGAAGUCUUGAUGUGCAAGGUUUUCCCAUUCAAUCUGGGGCCUGUGGCGAUAAGGUGGUUUGACGGUUUGAAGGCAAGUUCCAUUGAUUUCUUUAAGGAACUCACCCAAAUGUUUGGGUCCCGUUUUAUUACGUGUAGCAGAGCUCCUCAUCCUUUGGCUUCCUUGCUAUCUUUGUCCAUGAGAGAAGGAGAAAAUUGUGAGAUCUUCAACGAGAUAGAUAGUGAUUUUGAAGACGUAGCCAUCAAUACUUUCAAGCUCGGCCUGCUUGCUGAGCACGGCCUAAGGAAGUCUUUGACAGGAAAACCUGUUACUAGUAUAUGUCAACUUAUGGAUCGGAUUGACAAGUAUAAGAGGGUUGAGGAAGACCAGCAGCAAGAUAAGGGGAAGGGCGAGAUUAUCUCUCAGGAGAGGAGGGAUUUCAGGUCAGACCGCUAUAAUAAUAACAGACCCCGGAGAGAUUUUGCCGGACAAUCUGGGCUUGCAACCCCUCAAGUGGUAAACACCGUAUUCCGAGAAUCGGUGCAUCAAGUUUUAGAGAAGAUCAGGAACGAGUUGUAUUUUAAAUGGCUGAAUAAGAUGAGUGGAGAUCCUUUGAGGCACAACCAAAGCCUCUAUCGCUAG